AAUCCCAUACUUAACCUAUAGCUGGCUAAGCGGCGAGCUUGUGGCUUUUAGACGGAGUAGUGGUGUUGAAAACUUAGGGGGGCAAUCAUGGUAUUUGAAAAGAAGAUGAUCACGUACGGAGAACCUGACGAUGAUGAAGAGGAGGCCCCAGCAGAGGAGGAAGAGGAGGCAGCAGAGGAAGAAGAGGCAGGAGGUGAUGGAGAUGAGGAGGAAGAAGAAGAAGAGGAAGAGGAGGACAUGGUGGACCCCUUAGAAACAGUGCGACAGAAGUGUGAGCAGUCAGAACAUUGCGUACAUGCGCGGCAAAGACUGGAAGCGUGUGAAGCCAGGGUGGGCUCACGGUCAAACACUGAGGAAGACUGCACAGAAGAGCUCUUCGACUUUCUACAUGCACGGGACCACUGUGUUGCACACAAGGUCUUCAAUUCAGUGAAAUGAAUCCCUACCUCAUUUUUUUCCCUCGAUUCCAGUGGUGUAUCACAAUGAUGAGAUGUGUAUUUAAACGCUAAUCCUAUGGGCCAGGCAACAUUUAGAGACUUGAAAGCAUAGUUUAUCAUGUAUGUGUCAAUGUGAAUAAAUUCAUAUAAGUAUGCUUUAAUAAGCCUUUGUUUGAUUUUUUUUUUUUUUACUACUUAUUUCGAUGCAAAUCACUGUGAACGUUUCUCCUAUGGAUUUUCAUGGUAGGUUAUUCAAGGAAUGGUUUUAAAUGUUGAAAAGAUUUUGGUACUUUAUCAGGUCAAAUGAUAAUGGUCUUCCAUAAACGUACAGUUGCGCAGAUAGCCACAGUAUAACCCAGGAGACAAGCUUUUGCUCCGAAUAUCUGCACCAGAGAGUGACUGUGCCAGAAGAUCUAAAGGACAAUAGUGCUCAUGGAGAUCAGUUUAUUCGUAGCCAGGACUGGUGAUCAAAGUCUGCUGAUGGAGUUUUUGUGUUUUAACCUCAUUCUUCCGUUUCUGUAGGAUACUUUACUCUGUGAAUGUGUUGUUUUAUUUUGUCAAAUCUGUUCAUGGCUCUAAAUGACUGUGUUUUUAUGUCUCAAAAUGUAAAGCAUAUUGAACCUUUAUCCUCAGAGUAAUUACCAGAAAAUGCAUGCUCUUGUAUUGAAAGUGGCCAGAAAAACUGUGUUUUGCAGUUGAAUAAACGGACAUGUCUUCAGGCCGACUUAAGGUCAAAGUG
Molecule: messenger RNA, 1176 nt
Organism: Chanos chanos (milkfish)
Lineage: Eukaryota; Metazoa; Chordata; Actinopteri; Gonorynchiformes; Chanidae
Product: cytochrome b-c1 complex subunit 6, mitochondrial
Exons: 4
Coding region: 88-438 (116 amino acids)
Biological process (GO): mitochondrial electron transport, ubiquinol to cytochrome c
Cellular component (GO): respiratory chain complex III
Source: RefSeq, a predicted model, not a curated record